AGCAGUGAGAAAACAAAUUAAGCAACGUGAGCGAUUUGAUGAAAGUGGGAGAAGAAGUGGAGCGAAUGAAGUUGAAUGAAGUUAAAAGUGAAGAGAGAGUGAGAGAGAAAUAGAAAGAGAUCUGAAAGAGAUGAGCUCGGCGCAGAAGCAGGUGUGGGAAGGGGCCAUUCCGCUGCAGAUUCACCUUCACGAAUCUGAAGUCACCACUCUCCCUCCUCCUCCACCAGCUCUCGUGUUGGCUCCUCGGAUAGGGUACUUGCCUCUGUUGAUCUCGCUCGUGAAGCCUCACUUCAGCAGCACGCUUCCCCCUGGACUUGACACCGUUUGGUUUGACUAUAAAGGCCUACCUCUCAAGUGGUAUAUACCGACCGGUGUUCUUUUUGAUCUUCUGUGCGUGGAGCCGGAGAGACCGUGGAAUUUGACGGUACACUUUAGAGGAUAUCCAAGUAAUAUACUGCUUCCUUGUGAAGGUGAAGACAGUGUAAAGUGGAGCUUUAUUAACUCACUGAAAGAGGCUGCAUAUGUAAUAAAUGGGAAUAGCAAAAAUGUCAUGAACAUGUCUCAACCUGAUCAGGUGGAGCUCUGGGACUCUGUUUUAAAAGGUAAUUUAGAAACUUACCGGCGGGUGGCAUCUAAGCUUAAGCUUGGAACCUCUGAAGAUGAAUAUACGGAAAAUGUUAGUUCAGUCUUGAUUAAAUCUCCACAAAGUACAGGGGAUACUGAUGUUACUGGACAAGUUAAGACUGGUAGGAUUCCUGUCCGUUUAUAUCUUUGGACAGUCACUGAGGAGUUUGAUGAUUUUGAAGAUGCUCCUCAAAUUGAUAAUUGGGACAAAGUCUCAUAUAUCAAUCGUCCUGUUGAGCUUUAUAAAGAAGAUGGUAAAUACUUUAGUUUAAAUGAUGCGGUUAAAAGAAUAUUACCUGAGUAUUUUCUGGAGAAUUCCUUUGUAAUUGAAGGAGAUACAAACAUUAACCAAAGUGGAGAAGAGGGAGAAAGAUCAUCUGAUCCCGGGUCAUCUUGCAACGCAGCUGAGAUUGCUGAAAUCAAAUUUGUUCGUAUUCAAGGGAUAGAACCAAUUUUAGAUAUACCUUUUUCUUGGGUUGUCAACAACUUGAUAAAUCCCGAGUAUUUUCUUCAUAUGUGCGUAUGCUUAAAAGUUAAGGCCAAUGCUGUGCAAUAGGGAUAAAUUUAGUUUUGUUGGGCAUACAUUUACUAGGAAAAAAAAAUCAGAAGGUGCAAUUUUUUUUGUAUAUAAAAUGUACAAAACGGUUUCAUAUCA
Messenger RNA from Vigna unguiculata (cowpea), 1279 nucleotides. It is a transcript of the gene APG5, whose product is annotated as autophagy protein Apg5 family. Gene Ontology annotation, cellular component: autophagosome; Atg12-Atg5-Atg16 complex; cytoplasm. Gene Ontology annotation, biological process: protein lipidation involved in autophagosome assembly; cellular response to nitrogen starvation; autophagy of mitochondrion. The record is from RefSeq and is a predicted model, not a curated record. Gene Ontology annotation, molecular function: Atg8-family ligase activity. NCBI's taxonomy places the organism in Eukaryota, Viridiplantae, Streptophyta, Magnoliopsida, Fabales, Fabaceae.